Neogale vison (American mink) is the source of this 2295-nucleotide messenger RNA. RefSeq names its product catenin alpha-3. Gene Ontology annotation, biological process: cell-cell adhesion; cell migration. The transcript is spliced from 14 exons. Gene Ontology annotation, molecular function: actin filament binding; beta-catenin binding; cadherin binding. The record is from RefSeq and is a predicted model, not a curated record. Bases 470 to 2119 code for a protein of 549 amino acids. Gene Ontology annotation, cellular component: fascia adherens; adherens junction. Lineage: Eukaryota; Metazoa; Chordata; Mammalia; Carnivora; Mustelidae.
GGAUUUGCAGGACUUAAAAUCUCCAAAUCAGAGGGAUGAAAUUGCAGGGGCCCGGGCCACACUGAAGGAGAACUCCCCGCUCUUGCAUUCAAUUUGCUCAGCUUGUUUGGAACAUUCUGAUGUUGCUUCCCUCCAAGCCAGCAAGGACACAGUUUGUGAAGAAAUUCACAAUGCCCUCAAUGUAAUUUCAAAUGCUUCACAAGGCAUCCAGAAUACGCUUGCCCUACCAGAACCUAAGGCAGCAACACUAGGAAGUGCCCUUGAUGAGCUUGAGAAUUUAAUUGUCUUGGAUCCACUCACAGUGACUGAGGAAGAAAUUAGACCAUCUCUAGAGAAACGUCUUGAAGCCAUUAUCAGUGGGGCUGCACUAUUGGCUGACUCUUCAUGCACUAGAGAUUUCCAUCGGGAACGGAUUAUUGCAGAAUGCAAUGCCAUUCGCCAGGCUCUCCAGGACCUGCUUUCAGAGUACAUGAACAAUACUGGAAAAAAGGAAAGGAGUAAUACCCUGAAUAUUGCAAUAGACAACAUGUGUAAGAAGACAAGAGACCUUCGCAGACAGCUCCGUAAGGCUAUUAUAGAUCAUGUGUCUGACUCCUUUUUGGAUACAACAGUCCCGCUUUUGGUUCUCAUUGAAGCUGCCAAGAAUGGCCGAGAAAAGGAAAUAAAAGAAUAUGCUUCAAUAUUUCGUGAACACACCAACAGGCUUAUAGAGGUUGCAAAUCUUGCUUGUUCCAUGUCAACAAAUGAAGAUGGAAUUAAAAUUGUCAGAAUUGCAGCCAAUCACCUGGAAACCUUGUGUCCACAGAUCAUUAAUGCUGCACUUGCUUUGGCGGCAAGACCCAAAAGUCAAGUGGUCAAAAAAACCAUGGAAAUGUAUAAGCACACGUGGGAGAAUCAUAUCCAUGUCCUCACCGAAGCUGUAGAUGACAUAACAAGCAUUGAUGACUUCCUUGCUGUAUCUGAGAGCCAUAUCCUUGAAGAUGUCAACAAGUGUAUCAUAGCAUUGAGAGACCAGGAUGUUGAUAAUUUAGACCGUGCUGCAGGUGCUAUCAGAGGACGGGCAGCAAGAGUUGCUCACAUUGUCACAGGUGAAAUGGACAGUUAUGAGCCAGGAGCUUACACUGAAGGUGUGAUGAGAAACGUUAACUUCCUGACAACUACUGCAAUACCUGAGUUUGUAACACAAGUGGAUGUUGCCUUAGAAGCCUUAAAUAAAAACUCUUUGGAUGUAUUUGAUGAUGAUCAAUUUGUGGACAUCUCAAAGAAGAUCUAUGAUACAAUUCAUGAUAUCAGAUGUUCGGUCAUGAUGAUUCGGACCCCAGAGGAACUGGAAGAUGUUUCUGAUUUGGAAGAGGAACAUGAGGUGCGCAGUCACACCAGCGUUCAGACCGAAGGGAAAACUGACAGGGCUAAGAUGACUCAAUUGCCUGAGGCAGAAAAGGAAAAGAUUGCUGAACAAGUUGCUGAUUUCAAGAAAGUAAAGAGUAAACUGGAUGCUGAGAUUGAGAUUUGGGAUGAUACCAGCAAUGAUAUCAUUGUUCUGGCCAAGAAGAUGUGUAUGAUUAUGAUGGAGAUGACAGACUUCACAAGGGGCAAAGGACCACUAAAGCAUACAACUGAUGUGAUCUAUGCAGCUAAAAUGAUAUCAGAAUCAGGGUCAAGGAUGGAUGUCCUUGCUCGGCAGAUUGCUAACCAGUGUCCAGAUCCGUCAUGCAAACAAGAUUUGUUGGCCUAUCUGGAGCAGAUUAAGUUUUACUCUCACCAACUGAAAAUCUGCAGUCAAGUUAAAGCUGAGAUCCAGAAUCUGGGAGGAGAGCUCAUCAUGUCUGCUUUGGACAGCGUCACCUCCCUGAUCCAAGCAGCCAAAAAUUUAAUGAAUGCUGUGGUGCAAACAGUGAAAAUGUCUUACAUUGCCUCAACGAAGAUCAUCCGAAUUCAGAGUCCUGCUGGGCCCCGGCACCCAGUUGUGAUGUGGAGAAUGAAGGCUCCUGCAAAAAAGCCCUUGAUUAAAAGAGAGAAGCCAGAGGAGACUUGUGCAGCUGUCAGACGAGGCUCAGCAAAGAAAAAAAUCCACCCAGUGCAAGUCAUGAGUGAAUUUAGAGGACGGCAUGUCUACUAAACCCACAAUUCUACACUAGUGCCUAUAUUAUAAAGUCCUGGUGAAACACAGUGUUUUAAUUUUACACUUAAUUAAUUCUGUGAGUUUACUAACUUUUAGAAUUUAAUGCACAAUUAACGUGAAACAUUGGAGGCAACAUAUAUUUGGGAUCAUGUCAUUGUCAUCUCUGUCUGGCC